UCGGGGUGGACGAAGGAGCGCUGCGCGCGGGCCUGGCGAGGGGCCUUUCCGGCCCUGACCUCUCGCUCCGGGCGCACCGGGCAUCCCCUGCUUCAGAGCCGGCAGUUCCACGCGAGAAACCCUGGGAUCACCCCUGCGUCGCCGGGGAAAGCAGCGACCCGCCCCAGGUGGCUUCGUUGACCAAGACCGCGCACUGCUGCUGGCCCGACGCCUGUGCCCGGACUCCAGCCGCACCGCCCGCCGCCAUGGACCCUCAGGUCCACAACGGGUCCGGCCUCCCGGGCGAGCCCCUCACGGGCCUGCUGGUGUACAACUUCCUGCAGCACAGCCCCGGCUGCCACUUCCAGGAGGAGCUGAAGGGGCUGGGCCGCACGCUGUCCCCGCCCCCGGUCUUCUGGGCGCAGGGCCCCGGGGAGCAGCACGACGAGGAGCUGCAGACGGAUGGCAGCCGCUGCAGCCACUUCGUCCUCGAGGGCCUGAGCACAGGUUCCGAGACUCAGGAGGACAUCAUCCGGAACAUCGCCUGGCAGCUCGCCCUGAUCGGGGACAGCAUGGACCGCAGCGUCUCCCCGAAUCUGGUGGACCAGCUGGCGAUGCAGUUCAGGGACAGGCGCCUGUCAGAGGAAGACCGGCGGACGUGCCUGGCCAACGCGGUGGGCCAGGUCCUGCAGGCCUGCCCCAGGGACAUGGAGGCGGAGAAGGCCAUGCUGCUGGCGGCCAUGCUGCUGGCCAGGAAGGUGGCCGGCCACACCCCGUCCCUGCUGCGCGAGGUCUUCCGCACAACGGUGGCUUUCAUCAACCAGAACCUGUUCGCCUACGUGAGAAACCUGGUCAGAAACGGGAUGGACUGACAGCAGCCGCGGGCAGUGGGGAAGGAGCCCGACCGCGGACGAAGAGCUCGCAGAACCACGGGCACGGGGAACCGCCGCUCGCUUCCCGUGGUUCUCAAGGUGGAGGGGAAGCAGGUGCCCCACGCGGAAGUCUCCCCAUCGAUAUACUUGAAUGAAAAUGGCAACUCGGGCAUAUUUCAAUGUGUUUGAGCUCAUGUUCUAAAUCUGUAUGUUGUGUCUGUAUCUUUUUCAACUGCGUAGGUGCACACAGCAAAACUAAAGUUAAAAGCAGGUUGUAAAGGGUCACCAGUUCGAUCCCCAGUCACUAGCGCCUGCCCGGGUUGCAGGCCAGGUCCCCAGCAGGGGGCACACGAGACGCAGCUGCACACAGAUGGUUCUUCCCCUUUCUUUCUCCUACUCUUUCUUCCUCUCCUCCCUGCUCUAAAAAUAAAUAAAAUCUUUUUAAAAGAGAAGCAGAUUCUA
Messenger RNA from Pteronotus mesoamericanus, 1313 nucleotides. It is a transcript of the gene BID, whose product is annotated as BH3 interacting domain death agonist. The coding region runs from base 246 to 851 and encodes 201 amino acids. Gene Ontology annotation, biological process: apoptotic mitochondrial changes; positive regulation of release of cytochrome c from mitochondria; positive regulation of extrinsic apoptotic signaling pathway. The record is from RefSeq and is a predicted model, not a curated record. Lineage: Eukaryota; Metazoa; Chordata; Mammalia; Chiroptera; Mormoopidae. Gene Ontology annotation, cellular component: mitochondrion; cytoplasm; cytosol. The transcript is spliced from 6 exons.